AUGAAUUCAAGCUUCGUGUUGCCGCCAAUAGUCUUCCACGUUCAUGUUACAUUCGAAAUCCAGACACAAGAUCCAGUAAUAUCUUCAACUGAAUAUAUGGUUUUUCUAGGAGAACAAAACGAAUCAACGUUUAAUUUAUCGCUAAAUGAAAGUUUCAAACAAAGUAUAUCUCCACGGGCAACUGAGUUAACACACUUUACAAGGAGAGCUGUUUACCUUAUAGAAAUAGGUUCUAUAUUAGAAAAUGAUAUACCAGAAAAUUAUUUGGAGAGUGAAACGAUUUCAAUAAAUGUAAGGUAUGGAUCAUUAGCGCCAAUAACAGUGUAUCCGAUUGGUAGCUUAGGAAAGGAAUACAAGGUGAUUACGUUCUGUCAAAUCCUUGGUAAAUGCUUUAUUAGUAUAACUACGCUUCCUGAUAUAACAGUCGAAGUUAAGGUAGCCCUACCUGAAACGAGAAAAUCAAAUAGAAAUAUCGAAGUCACAUUUAAUAAUACAAAAUAUGAAAGUGGAGAAACCAUCUUAUUUAAAUUGUUCGGAAAUUCCACAACAAUAAUAGAGUGUGCCUGUGACCUAACCGGAACUUAUAUCAGCAGUAACGGAACAAUAGCCGUAUUUACUGGUGGUAGAGAUACAGUUGUGAAAAAGGGAAAGAAGAAACAGACGUUAAUUACACAAAUGCUACCGCUGAGUACCUGGGGUAAAGAAUUCAUAUUGAUUGAUUCUGAUACUGAUGAUUCUGGUGAUACUAUUCGAGUAAUAUCUAGAUACAACAAUACUGUGGUAAAAAUGGAUGGCUUUAAAACCGUGACAAUACAUGAUAUGUCUCAUUUUAUAAUACAGCGAUCUUUGCAGAGAGGAAGCACAAUAUAUCUUUCAGCAAAUAAACCAAUAAUGGUGUGUCAGAUUGCUGCAGAUGGUUUGAAGCAGCCGGCUAUGAUAAACAUUCCAUCAGAGGAACAUUAUUUUACAACAGAGCUGUCCAUCCCAUGUAAAGAUCAUUAUCACCUGUACAUUGUUGUGAAUGGAUACAACGAAACUUUUCAGAUAAGAGAAAGCACGAAGAGACAUACCGAACUUGUAUCGAAGUCUGGACUCUCUGUAAUGCACUUUGAUAACCAAUACAAUUAUAACAAUGACAUAUGUGUAAUCCAGAACAAUGAUAUAUCGUUCGCAGUUUCGUAUACAAAUAUGAAUUCAAAUGAUUACAUAGAUUUUCAUUAUGUAGGAAACAACGCCUUACAGGUAAGAAAAUAA
Messenger RNA from Mytilus trossulus (common blue mussel), 1254 nucleotides. RefSeq lists its product as uncharacterized. The record is from RefSeq and is a predicted model, not a curated record. The transcript has a single exon. NCBI's taxonomy places the organism in Eukaryota, Metazoa, Mollusca, Bivalvia, Mytilida, Mytilidae. Bases 1 to 1254 code for a protein of 417 amino acids.